Eriocheir sinensis (Chinese mitten crab) is the source of this 1087-nucleotide messenger RNA. RefSeq lists its product as uncharacterized. The transcript has 6 exons. The record is from RefSeq and is a predicted model, not a curated record. The coding region runs from base 155 to 1087 and encodes 310 amino acids. Lineage: Eukaryota; Metazoa; Arthropoda; Malacostraca; Decapoda; Varunidae.
CAGAAACACCAAGAAGAAACCAAAGUAUGGGUGCAAUGUAAAAUUAUAUAACCCGUCCGCUGCGAUUGUCAGGGAUUUCGCCUUCACUGGUAGCCUGGUAACAUACACUCCCGGGUCUUUCUCUGCCUCUGUGGUGGAUAGUGGAGUGUUUCCCAUGUGGUAUUGGUGUGCUGGAUAUCCCUUCACUGGUAGCCUGGUAACACACACUCCCAGGUCUUUCUCUGCCUCUGUGGUGGAUAGUGGAGUGUUUCCCAUGUGGUAUUGGUGUGCUGGAUAUCCCUUCACUGGUAGCCUGGUAACAUACACUCCCAGGUCUUUCUCUGCCUCUGUGGUGGAUAGUGGAGUGUUUCCCAUUUGGUAUUGGUGUGCUGGAUAUCCCUUCACUGGUAGCCUGGUAACAUACACUCCCAGGUGUUUCUCCGCCUCUGUGGUGGAUAGUGGAGUGUUUCCCAUGUGGUAUUGGUGUGCUGGAUAUCCCUUCACUGGUAGCCUGGUAACAUACACUCCCAGGUCUUUCUCUGCCUCUGUGGUGGAUAGUGGAGUGUUUCCCAAGUGGUAUUGGUGUGCUGGAUAUCCCUUCACUGGUAGCCUGGUAACAUACAGUCCCAGGUCUUUCUCUGCCUCUGUGGUGGAUAGUGGAGUGUUUCCCAUGUGGUAUUGGUGUGCUGGAUAUCCCUUCACUGGUAGCCUAGUAACAUACACUCCCAGGUCUUUCUCUGCCUCUGUGGUGGAUAGUGGAGUGUUUCCCAUGUGGUAUUGGUGUGCUGGAUAUCCCUUCACUGGUAGCCUAGUAACAUACACUCCCAGGUCUUUCUCUGCCUCUGUGGUGGAUAGUGGAGUGUUUCCCAUGUGGUAUUGGUGUGCUGGAUAUCCCUUCACUGGUAGCCUGGUAACAUACACUCCCAGGUCUUUCUCUGCCUCUGUGGUGGAUAGUGGAGUGUUUCCCAUGUGGUAUUGGUGUGCUGGAUAUCCCUUCACUGGUAGCCUGGUAACAUACACUCUCAGGUCUUUCUCUGCCUCUGUGGUGGAUAGUGGAGUGUUUCCCAUGUGGUAUUGGUGUGCUGGAUAUCCCUUCACUGCUUGGUGA